CACACUCAGUUUCUCCCAGCCUCGGACCUUCACCUGACAUUCGCACACAGCUCAGGAACCAUGUCUGCUACGUACCUUCUUCUCCUGCUGGUCCCCGCGAUCUCAGCUCAGACUUUUCACUGGGGUGCCUGCCCUAUUCCAGAGGUGCAAUCUAACUUCACCCUUCAACCGUACAUGGGUAAGUGGUAUGAGAUUGAAAAGCUGCCCGAUAUUUUUGGAAGAGGACAGUGCAUCAGGGAGGAAAACACCAUGAUGGAAGAUGGGUCUGUUCAAGUGUCGUACUCACAGGUGUGGGACCCCCAGAACCAUCAGGGUAAAAGGUGGUACCUGGAAGGGACAGCCAAAGUUAUAGACCCACAAGAACCAGCCAAGCUUGGAGUCAACUUCUUGUCUUUUCUUCCUUACACCCCAUACUGGGUUCUGUCAACCGACUACACCAACUAUAGCAUUGCGUACUCCUGCAAAGAUGUCUUUGGGAUCUUCUACUUUGAUUUCGCCUGGAUUCUUGCGCGGUCACCUUCUUUGCCUCCACAGAUGGUGGAUCAGGCCAAGCGGAUGCUGAUCAGCGGGGGGAUCGACAUUUCCAAUAUGACUCCCACAGAUCAGAGCUGUAGCGUUUAGCAAGAACUGGCAGAGAUGUUCAGUUAUUGUAGAGUGUGUUUUUCUCUGAAGGUUUUUUCCUUGAUUACCUACGCCAGUAACUUUUUACAUGAGCCAUUGUUUUUAAAAAGUACAUUAUUUUUGUGUUUUAAUAUGUUUUGCAAUUAAACGACCAUCUCAUCGAGCAAAAGUUAUUUCCAUCAUGAUUCAUCUUCAUGUCACAGUUCUUCAAAUCAAAGUGCUGUCAUACAGACAUGAACACAGAAAUGGUUUGAACUCUGUGUGAGCCGCCUGAUAGUUGGAAACUAUUCAGUUAAAGCUGUCCUAUUUUUAAAGGUUUUGGAUUUAAUCAACUAAAGAGU
Molecule: messenger RNA, 962 nt
Organism: Pundamilia nyererei
Lineage: Eukaryota; Metazoa; Chordata; Actinopteri; Cichliformes; Cichlidae
Product: apolipoprotein D-like
Exons: 5
Coding region: 61-621 (186 amino acids)
Biological process (GO): lipid metabolic process; lipid transport; brain development
Cellular component (GO): cytoplasm
Molecular function (GO): lipid binding
Source: RefSeq, a predicted model, not a curated record